AUGGAGAGCUUAAAAGCACCUUUUAAGGGAAUUGUGAAUGAUAUAAGAGGAAGAUCACAGUGUUAUAGAGAUGAUUGGGCUUGUGCUUUCCGUUCCGGUAUUGGGAUAUUGGCUCCAACUACCUAUAUUUUCUUUGCUUCUGCUUUACCUGUUAUUGCCUUUGGGGAACAGCUGAGUAGAGACACAGAUGGAAGAUUGAGCACAGUAGAAACACUAGCUUCUACAGCCAUAUGUGGAAUCAUACAUUCAAUUAUUGGAGGCCAACCAUUGCUUAUUGUAGGAGUUGCAGAACCAACCAUCAUCAUGUAUACCUAUCUGUACAACUUUGCCAAAAAUAGAGAUGCCUUGGGACAACAACUCUUUUUGGCUUGGGCUGGAUGGGUUUGUGUAUGGACUUCAUUCUUGCUUUUUCUUCUAGCAAUAUACAAUGCUGGCAAUAUCAUCAACAGAUUUACAAGGGUUGCUGAAGAGCUUUUUGGCAUGUUGAUUUCAGUCUUGUUCAUUCAAGAGGCUAUUAAGGGAAUAAUAAAGGAGUUUAGUGUUCCUAAAAAUGAAAACUCAAAAUUAGAGCAGUACCAGUUUCACUGGCUUUAUGUGAAUGGCCUAUUAGGUGUUAUAUUCACAUUUGGCCUUCUCUAUACGGCAUUGAAGAGUAGAAGAGCAAGAUCAUGGUUAUAUGGGACAGGGUGGUUGAGAAGCUUUAUUGCAGACUAUGGUGUUCCUUUCUUGGUGGUAGUAUGGACAGUUGUGUCAUUCUCAGGGCCAAGAGAAAUACCUUCUGAAAUUCCAAGAAGACUAGUUGCUCCUCUUGCUUGGGAAUCUACAUCUCUACACCAUUGGACUGUUAUCAAAGACAUGGGGAAGGUUUCUCCAACAUAUAUUUUUGCUGCUUUUAUUCCUGCAUUGAUGGUAGCAGGACUUUACUUCUUUGAUCAUAGUGUUGCUUCUGGGAUGGCACAACAGAAGGAAUUCAAUCUCAAGAAGCCUUCUGCAUAUCAUUAUGACAUAUUCUUACUCGGAUUCACGACUUUGCUUUGUGGACUACUUGGCUUGCCACCUUCAAAUGGUGUUCUUCCUCAAUCCCCUAUGCACACCAAGAGCCUCGCAGUUCUCAAGGGUCUGAUGAUCAGAAGAAAAAUGGUUGAAAGUGCGAAAGAUAGCAUAAGAAAUAAAGCUAGUAACACCGAAAUCUACGGGAAGAUGCAAGCAGUGUUUGUAGAAAUGGACAGCAGCAGCCAUGUUACUUCUGUGGAAAAAGAAUUAGAGAACUUAAAAGAGGUUGUUCUAAAAGGUGAAGAUAAUGGAGAUAACAAGAAGGAUACAUUUGACCCUGAGAAGCAUAUUGAUGCAUGUUUGCCUGUUAGAGUAAAUGAGCAAAGAAUCAGCAAUCUCUUACAAUCACUCUUUGUUGGAGCAUCAGUUUUUGCCAUGCCUGUCAUAAAAAAGAUUCCGACUUCGGUUUUGUGGGGAUACUUUGCAUACAUGGCCAUUGAUAGUCUUCCUGGUAACCAAUUCUGGGAAAGGAUACUACUUCUCUUCGUAACGCCUAGUAGAUGGUUCAAGUUAUUGGAGGGUCAUCAUGCUUCCUUUGUGGAAUCGGUACCAAUUAGAAACAUAGUCUUCUUCACAAUAUUCCAAUGUGUGUAUUUCUUGGUUUGUUUUGGAGUGACAUGGAUUCCAAUAGCUGGAAUAUUGUUUCCUUUGCCUUUCUUUUUACUGAUCUUGGUGAGACAAUAUAUUCUUCCCAAGCUGUUUAGCCUUCAUCACCUAAGAGAACUUGAUGCAGCUGAAUAUGAAGAAAUCGUUGGUGCUCCGAGACUCUCGAUGGAUUCACCUAGUUUUGGAUCAAGGGAAUUGUCUGACAGUGAAAUAUUAGAUGAACUGACUACUAGUAGAGGAGAAUUGAAGGUCAGAAGUCUAAGCUUUAGAGAGGAAAGACAUGGUCAAGUGAUCUAUCCUAAUGAAAUAGUAUGUGAAAAUGAAUAA
Messenger RNA from Lathyrus sativus (Indian pea), 1986 nucleotides. The record is from the annotation of a GenBank genome assembly. Lineage: Eukaryota; Viridiplantae; Streptophyta; Magnoliopsida; Fabales; Fabaceae.